Fusarium oxysporum Fo47 is the source of this 587-nucleotide messenger RNA. Its product is annotated as putative quinol monooxygenase. Bases 182 to 505 code for a protein of 107 amino acids. The record is from RefSeq and is a predicted model, not a curated record. Lineage: Eukaryota; Fungi; Ascomycota; Sordariomycetes; Hypocreales; Nectriaceae. The transcript is spliced from 2 exons.
AAUUCAUCCAGCACAAUACUUCGAGGGCGGUAAUCGCGCAUCUCGUUGGCAUCAGUCGAUCAGUGGGGAGAUCACAUGAUCCCCACUUCCUAGCAGAAACCAUAAAACCAAUACUCUCAACAACCCCUCCUCAACACUCACGAGCCAUAUCCACAUACACAUCCACAUCAAAUCAGCCAAAAUGGUCUACACAAUCGUUGUCCACCUCUACGCCAAAGACGACGAGGUGUCCCUCAAGAAGCUCACCGCCAAGCUUAUCGAGGCUAGCCGCGUCUACUCCCAGGACAAGGAGACCCUCUCAUGGCACGUCAUGCAGUCCACCGCUGACCGACGGGCUUUCACCAUCGUUGAGCGCUAUGAGCAAGAGAGCAGCCAGAAGUAUCAUCUUGAGAACCCUUACUGGAAGACUUUCGAUCCUUACGUCAUUCCCCUGCUGGAGAAGCCUAUGGACCUGAGAAGAUUUGAAGAGCUUGAUACCAGCAAGGACGUCGAGGUUCCUCAAUAAAUGUAGUUGAGUCAAUUGAAUAUAAAUUGAGUUGCUAGAACUAAAAAUCAUGAUUCUGGCGUUAUGAAGACAGCUUCCAUAG